This is a messenger RNA of Syngnathoides biaculeatus (alligator pipefish), 5711 nucleotides long. RefSeq names its product sema domain, immunoglobulin domain (Ig), transmembrane domain (TM) and short cytoplasmic domain, (semaphorin) 4C (gene sema4c). Gene Ontology annotation, biological process: axon guidance; muscle cell differentiation; negative chemotaxis. Lineage: Eukaryota; Metazoa; Chordata; Actinopteri; Syngnathiformes; Syngnathidae. The transcript has 16 exons. Gene Ontology annotation, molecular function: chemorepellent activity; semaphorin receptor binding. The coding region runs from base 589 to 3195 and encodes 868 amino acids. The record is from RefSeq and is a predicted model, not a curated record.
GCCACGCACACGCACGCACGUUCCUACUUGCGCACUCCCUUUCGGCAGUGUGCAACAUAGCGGCUGCUCCAGUCUUACGUGUGCCUUGUUUCUGGAACUUCUUGUGGAGGCGGGUUUUCAAACUCCUUCCAGACUCUGGAUUCGGAAAACGCACUCAAUUUUCUUUCCUUUUUCUCCCCCCUCCACCCCUCCCCAAAAUUUAUCCUCGUCGUCGUUCACGUCCUCGUCUGGUUUCCUGUUGCAAAGCCUUGGGAGGGAGUUGCGUGCACAGCCCAGUUCUUCCUUCGUAGAAACUCAAUGACAGGAUCGGUAGCUCUGAUUUUUCUACAUCGUCCGCACAUGCAGGAGCAAAGAAAAGGAGAACAGAGAAGACAUCGCGGAGGAUGUGGAAUGAUUUAUAACUUCAAAUAAUAACAAUAAUAAUAGUAAUAAUACAAGAAAUAUAUCCGCUGUAUCGGAGAAGAAGAGGAGGAAGGUUGUUUUCGGCGUCCUGAUAUUAAUAAUAAGGUUGCCAGGACCCUGUCAACUCUCCUGAGUCUUGGUUAUCUGAGAGAGGUCUCAAUCUAUCACUCGCACCAUUUCCAUCACAUGGUAGUUCACAUCAAAGAAAUGGCCUGGGUAAAGGUCUUUCUCUUGUUGUGCCUAUUUGGAUGUGAAAAGUCUCUUGGACUCAACUGGAACCCAAUCCCACGCAAGACCGUGCGGUAUAAGGAUGUUUUGGACAGCAUGGCCAGAUUCACCAUUCAUGGAGUGUUCAACUACAACAUGCUAACUCUGUCGGACCAUGAGAGAAUUUUGUACGUUGGAGCACGCGAAGCACUGUUUGCCUUGGACCCCAAUGAUAUUAGCAGGCAGCUUCGCCCACAGAUUGAUUGGCCAGCUCCAUUGGAUAAGAAGAGGGAGUGCGUCAUCAAGGGGAAGAGCAACCAGACGGAGUGCUUCAACUACAUCCGCUUCCUGCAGAGCUAUAACCACACACACCUGUACACGUGUGGAACCUACGCCUUUCAACCCAAAUGCACCUACGUGAAUGCAGAUUAUUUUACUCUCAGCACUGCUCCCCUGGACGAUGGGAAGGGCAAAUGUCCAUAUGACCCUGCAAAGGGCCACACUGGCCUAAUAGUAGACAAGGAGCUCUACUCUGCCACGCUCAACAACUUCUUGGGAACAGAGCCAGUCAUACAAAGGAACUUGGGCCAACAGCACUAUAGUCUGAAGAGUGAAUACUUGCCUGCCUGGCUCAAUGAACCAGACUUUGUGGGCUCAGCCUUGGUUCGGGAAAGCAGCAGCAGUAAUGAGGGAGAUGACGACAAAAUCUACUUCUUCUUUAGUGAGCGAGCUUUGGAACUGGACUGUGACACUGACAUCAAUGUGGCGAGAGUGGCUCGCGUCUGCAAGGGUGAUCUUGGUGGUACCCGGACGCUGCAGAAAAAAUGGACCACCUUCCAAAAAGCCCGUCUGGACUGUUCCCUCCCCGAGCGUCAUGUCUCCUUCAACAACCUCCGGGCUGUCUUCACGCUGCCUGGGCAGGAUUGGAGGGGUACGACUUUCUUCGGCAUCUUUCAUGCUCAGUGGGGUGACGUGGACGUGUCGGCGGUAUGUCAGUACCAGAUCAGUGAUGUGAAGAAGGUGUUUGAAGGCUCCUACAAGGAAUACAGGGAGACGUCGCAAAAGUGGGGGCGCUAUAAUGGACCUGUUCCCAACCCACGGCCUGGAUCGUGUAUCACAAACUUAGAAAGGGAAAGCGGCUACAACAGCUCUCUGCAGCUACCUGAUGCAACACUCAACUUUGCCAAGAAGCACCCACUGAUGGAGGACAAAGCACUUGCUCGCCCCCUGCUUCUCACCAAGGGUGUGAACUUCACAAGGCUGGUCGUGGAUCGGGUUACUGGUCUAGAUCAAAGAGCCUACAAUGUUCUCUUCCUUGGCACAGCUGAGGGCUGGCUGCAAAGGGUGGUUAUCCUUGGCUCUGAAGCUCAUGUGAUAGAAGAAAUACAGCUCUUUGAUAUAGCCCAACCAGUAGACAGCCUGACAAUUUCCCACUCUAAGAAGUAUGUCUACAUCGGCUCUCGUUCAGAGGUUCUCCAGUUGCCCUUAGCCAACUGCAGCCGCUAUCAGUCUCAGCCAGACUGUCUGCUCGCCAGAGACCCCUACUGCGCUUGGGACAGUGAGGGUCGCGCUUGUGUUCGCAUUGACCUCCACCGAGGAUCCACGUCUUCUCUGUCACAAGACCUAAUGCUGGAAAGGUUCAGCCGUGGAAAAGCAAAGUUUGACAAGCCCGUCUCCAUCCCAAGCCCUGAGCACUCUCGCCUUCGGAAUGUUACAGUGGUGGUGGGCUCAGACAUGGUGCUACCCUGCCAGUUGAUCUCCAACCUGGCCCAGUCCUUAUGGGUUGUCAACGACCGGGAGCUCCUUCUUGGUGACCCCGAGGCCGGAGGGCCACGUUUUGACCGGACCCUCAAGGCCCUUGUUGUGCCUGAAGCGGGCCAGAUCCAAGCUGGGCGCUACAUCUGCUAUUCUGAGGAAAAAGGGGUGAAGUUUCAAACCGAGCGCUACCAAGUGGCUGUAGUCGCAAGUGCUCCUGUCUUCAUGGAAGCCCGUGCUCCAGACAGAAGAAUGGGGUUGUUCUGGGUGCUGGUCAUCACCCUUGGUGCAGCGUGCAUCCUGCUCCUGGUUGCAGCUCUCUACCUUCGCCGGCGACUGAAGCUUGCUUUAGGAAAGGGAGCUGACAUGAAGCCUCUUGAAAGCACCCUGGUCUAUCCCAUCACCCUUCCGAAGGAGCCACCCACUUUUGUGCCCAGCAAAAUGCCCAGCGACGAGGACCGCUUCUGGGAAACGGGUGCCAAUUAUUACUACUCAGACGGCUCACUUAAAAUUGUUCCCGGUCACGCCCUUGGGCCCAACAGCGUCAGCAGCACGGCAUCACCCAGUGCCAUUCCAGGCCAGCCCAUCCACUCUCCCAGCCGUCUCAGUCUUACCAACAUCCGAGGCUCCGGUAGCAAUGGUUACAUUCGCCUGAACCUGAGCACAGCAGGGGAGGAGAGGGCUAGCGGGGCUUGCGCUGGUGCUGGCGGGCUGAGCGGUCUGGGCAUGGGUGGGAAUGACUACUCGAGCCCAUUCAAAGACGAGCUAAGACGCACUUUGCAGCAGAGGAGUGUGCUGCCCGACGCCAAUCCAGAGGAGUCGUCGGUCUAGGCAUUUCCUCCGCCGUCAUUCCGCCAUUCCCUUGAGUUGGAAAAAAAAACAACCAACCUACCUCCCUCCUUUUGAGGAUGCCUGCUCUCUCUCUCUCUCUCUCUUUUUCAGUGAGUGACACGUUGUCACCUACAAAUGCUCUUUCCCUCGCCCUGCCAAUGCCUGUUUGGCUCACUGCAGACAUUUAUAGCAUGUUAAAUAUAGACUCUCACCCAUGGUUCACCAACACAUACUCAUAAUUAUUGUGUGCUCUGCACUACCAAGUCUUGAACUUUCUCUGCUUCCACUGUGUCAUGACCAUUCAUCGAAAUUGUGUACUUGUACAGGAGUUACACCCUAGGCAUGGUAAUCAAACCAAUGGCAUUAUCUGAAGGGUACAUUUAAUACAUGUGACUACCAGCAUUUGUGCUGGGAACGUUUGAUGGAUGGCAAGGAAAAGAUUACUAUUCCACCGAGACUUAAAUUUUCAGCUUGUACUGCACUUAUACCUGGAAGCCAGUCUUCUCUUAUUUGUAAUUGUAAGCCAAGAGGAGGCUAAUUAAUGUUGAAGGAAGACAACAAUCAUUUUUGAGUAUGAGGAGCCUUGUGAAAAGGCGAUACAAAGAGAGAGAGCUACAUAAGUGGUAUAAAAUGAAGACACGGGAGUUUCUCAAUGAAGGACAAUCUCUGUAAAUGUUUUGGCCCAAUUCCUUUUUUUCUGCUAAGUGAAUUCCAUUUUGUUGUGAUGGUUGAUUUGAAUUUAGACGUUUCUCCAAGAUUUUUUUUCUUUGUUUAAUUUCUUGAGGACCACUGCAGUCUUCAAGUUGUUGUCAAGUGACUUAUGUCAACCUUUUGUGAAGAAAAAACAAGUGCUUACAUUCCAGGCUCCACCAUCCACGGUGACCUUCAAAAGCACCUUCAAUGUACUAAAAGUGCAUGAGAACCACAUGUUGAUGAGAAUUUGUGUUUGACUUGAACUCUUUUGGAUAUUUUCUCAUUCCCUUGGAAAAGAAAAUGCUGUUGGCAUUCAGCAAUAAGACAAAAGACUGCAGACGUUCCAACAACACAAAGACAACAAAGCAUGGAGAAUGUAGUUUGAAUCCUCACUGUCGCGACUGCUGUGGAUGUUUUCAAAAGUGCUUUAUGUUUUGUAUAGUGACAGUGGUAACUUGCCCUGCAAUGAAGGAAACUACAACGCUCAUUCACACACCCAAUGCUUUGAAUGUCUACAAGCCUGGACUAUAGUGUGUAACAGGAUGCCAUGAAUCCCCUGCCUACCUUACUGAGGUCCGGAGACCCAAGUUUGGGGUUGGUGUCUUUUGGACAUAGAGGUGAAGAACAAUGAGAAGCACACAAGGCUUACUUCCACACUAACGGGCUGCCGGACGACAGCUUCUCUGAAUAUUUUACAGGGGUAUUCUUGGGACAUGUCUGGAUGGCCCAGGAGAGCUGAGCAAGAAGUUAAUAUUCUGUUCUUAAACACACUGUGGACAAUGGUCUAAAAUCUUGCAUAUCCCAAAUGACUCCAUGGUCAAAGAGGUACUAGGCCGUCAGAGCAACUUGUUGCAUGACCAACAGGAAAAGGACUCUACAUUUUGAUCAUCCUUGUACAACAUUUUUUGGAUAAAGCAUUUUUGGAGUUUUGAAUAUGAUACAGUAUUGUAAAACAUUAAUGCUUUCUUUGGAAAAAAAAAGCCUUGGUUUUAUGGUUCAAGGAAAGGAUUUUGUUUCAUGGCUGUGUUCCAUGCGUCACGUCACCUUUGGGUAAGCCAAAGUAGACUGCAGAUGUUUUUUCUGUUGUAUUUUUCCUAAAUUAUUUUUCUGAAACAGUUCAAUAAUCAGCUGUCCGUCCUCUUUGCAACCCUGAGCUGAUGUCUGCAAGCUUUCUGAAUAUUUUAACUGCAGCAAAAUGUUCCCUCAAGGAAGAAAAUGGCUUAAGGCUAAUGGAUUUUCUGUUUGUUUCCUGUUUAAGUGUCAGCUGUGAUCAGCUGGAUCUGAUUCUUUAUGAAGGCUUACCAAUGUACCAAAAUCAUUAUUUAAUUGGUGAGCUGCCAAAAACCAAAUAUGAAACUUCUGAUUUAAAGCAGAUCAGUGGUAGAAUGUGUGCACUUGAUUAGUAUUCGAUACUUUGACAAAGUUAACUCAUCACUGAAUACUCUGGUACUUGGUCGUGUUAUCUGGAGUUUUUCUUCUGCUAUCAGGCUUUGCUUUACUUUGCAUUUUGCCAAAAAAAAAAAAAAAAAUCUAAAGAUUGAUUGAACAGGUCGAAGUCCUUUGCUGGAGUAAAAUGCAUGUGUUUUAAGUCUUAAUCUGUUCACAUUUGUUUGCCAUAACCACUCCAGUGAAGUAUUUUCAUUUGUGUUCAUCCCAGUUUUCAUAUGACCUGGUUUCACUUUACUAUCUUAUUGAUCUUUUGUUUGUUCUUAAAGUAAUGUUAAGUAAAUUAUUUCUUGUACAAACACGUUGAUAUUUAUUAUCAUUGUACAUAUUCCCUUAUUUUUUAUAUGUGUGUAUAUAUACAUACUAUAUACACAAAU